Messenger RNA from Dacryopinax primogenitus, 1332 nucleotides. RefSeq lists its product as uncharacterized. Lineage: Eukaryota; Fungi; Basidiomycota; Dacrymycetes; Dacrymycetales; Dacrymycetaceae. The transcript has 8 exons. The annotation marks the transcript as partial. The record is from RefSeq and is a predicted model, not a curated record.
ACAGACGUGCCCAGUCCGGCAGUGCACCCCCGCCGUUGCCUCCCCUUCCUUCCCUUCUUCGGGCAACCGUGCCACCCUCUGAGCUGGUUCGUUGGCCCUCCUCCAGCGGAGAGCAGCGAUCCAUGACACCUAUAUCCCCGACUCGUUCCCGGUCAACGUCAAGGCCAGAUAUUCGAUCGAUGACACCUCGUCCCUUGACACCAAAGCAACGUCGUUCGUUCUCUAAGGGCGGUCUCAAACCACCCUACGUCUCCGACACCGACUCAGAUCCAGAGCAUCCGAAAUCUCCACGGAAGGAGAAAAGAAAGAGAACCUUCUCCUUCUUUAGUAAACGGGCAAAGGCAAAACCGCAGCUCACGAAGGGUCAGGCUCUUCUGCAGCAGCUGCUCCUACCAUACCCACUUUCUGUGGAUUUGGAAACUCGAUCAUUGGAGAAAUAUGUCUAUCGAACACUCUACUAUAUAGCUCCACCAUAUAACCUCGAGAAAUAUUGCGGCCCUUCCUUCCAUGAAGGAUUUCUGGAACGUGGCCCAAAGAAGGCAUUGGAUGUCGGGGCGGGAUUUUGGUACUGGCUAAGGGAUGCGUCUGCAUAUUGGAAGCACACCAAGUUCGUUGCCUUCGACUAUUUUGAAUUGCCCCACUGUCAUAUUCCUAAUGACCAAUUGAAACGUAUUACCUUUGUACAAGGCGAUCUCCUAUCACGCAAUCUUAUACCGUUUCAAGAUGGAGAAUUUGACUAUAUACGGCUAGCUAAUAUGAGGCUGGCUAUCCCCGAUGCAGAGUGGGAAUAUGUGCUUUGGCAUCUGUCGAAAAAACUAUGUCCUGGAGGCAUCCUAGAGAUUGUUGACGACGGAUGGAUGCCACCUGCCGUUCCACCCGGUUCACCGGUUGAUCAUGUCUUCCUGCGGCCUUAUGAACGGAUGUUUGAGAAGAUGCUCAUAUCGAGAGGUUUCAUCUGCAAACUAAAUAUGCCCGACCAGUGGGAGGUUGUUAUCGAAGGAUAUGUGGAAAGGACGCCAGGACUAGAAUUCGUCCUGCGCGGGGUCGCCCCGGUCAUGCCGUUUGAUCUGGAUCAAGACUCAGAGCUCCGUUGGCACCGGACGUACAUGUUGGCAGAGGAUGCGAUUCGUUUUACCCUUGAACCACAGAUUGCCACAUUGCAUCGGACGUCUCCCGAUACUCCGGGCACCCUGGAAGGAAAGAUUAGAGCUUUUCGGGAAGAUUUACAAGCCAUGAGUGACCGAAUCGCCGAUCACCCCGAAACUCGGCGGUAUGACGGUUCAACGUUUCAUGUGACCAUUGCUCGAAGGAGGGCAGAUAGUCGCUUCCGAC